UGAAAAUUAUGAAGAAUUAGAAUCAUCUGAAUCAAUGACUACCACUAUGAAGACCACAAGUAGAAAAAAAGUAAAAUCACAAAUAGAACUUAAUGAAACUGAGAUGAAGCUAAAUAUUAUCCAAAAAUAUCAAAAUUACAUUGAGAAUAAAACAAAUUCGUUGAACAUUACAAUUGGAAAUAAUAGAUUUAACAUUAUUGAGAGAAUUUAUGAAAAUUUAUCCAUUGAUAAACUAAAUUUAAUGGCAUACAAUAAUCCAUUCUUAUCAAUGAUAAUUGAUUUAGAUGUAAUUGAUGAUUUAGU
This is a messenger RNA of Entrophospora candida, 303 nucleotides long. Lineage: Eukaryota; Fungi; Glomeromycota; Glomeromycetes; Entrophosporales; Entrophosporaceae. The record is from the annotation of a GenBank genome assembly.